Eruca vesicaria subsp. sativa (arugula) is the source of this 1669-nucleotide messenger RNA. NCBI's taxonomy places the organism in Eukaryota, Viridiplantae, Streptophyta, Magnoliopsida, Brassicales, Brassicaceae. The record is from the annotation of a GenBank genome assembly.
CAAGUGAAAACAAAAUUUUUAUAUAACUAACUAUAAACGAAAACAAACAUUCACGCAUGUCAAAAUCUAGUUAGUACAUUACAAAAGAACCAAACCUAUAUUUUAGUUGUUUUAGUUGCAUUUGCUUACUAAUGACUACCUCUUAUAUUGAUUACUUUAGUUUCUUGGACAAAGCAGCCAUAGUGACCGAGGAAGACAAUUUAAAACCAGGUCAAAUCCCAAACCCAUGGAGGUUAAACACAGUCCACCGAGUCGAAGAGCUUAAAUCCGUGAUCCGAAUGGGUCCAAUUGGAGCCUCUGGAAUCCUCCUAAUCACAGCCUAUGCUCAACAAGGAACAUUCUCUCUUCAACAAGCCAAAACCAUGAACCGACACUUAACCAAAUCAUUCCAAAUCCCAGCCGGUUCAAUGUCAGUCUUCACAACCGUCUCAAUGCUCUCCACUAUCAUCUUAUACGACCGCUUCUUGAUAAAAAUAGCUAAAAAUUUCACUGGUCUCGAACGAGGCAUCACAUUCCUCCACCGUAUGGGAGUUGGUUUCUUGAUCUCAAUCCUCGCAACUCUUGUCGCUGGAUUCAUCGAGAUCAAACGCAAGCACGUAGCUAUCGUGCAUGGACUUUUGGAUAAACCACACACAAUGGUUCCUAUCUCGUUUCUUUGGUUGAUUCCUCAAUAUAGUCUCCAUGGAGUUGCUGAGGCUUUCAUGUCAAUAGGACAUAUGGAGUUUUUCUAUGACCAAGCGCCGGAGAGUAUGAGGAGUACGGCGAUGGCGCUUUUUUGGGUGGCGAUUUCGAUAGGGAACUAUGUGAGCACUUUGCUUGUGACUUUGGUUCAUAAAUUCAGCGCUAAACCGGAUGGGAGCAAUUGGUUACCGGAUAACAAUUUAAACCGGGGGAGACUUGAAUACUUUUACUGGUUAAUCACUAUUUUACAAGUUGUUAAUCUUGUGUAUUAUCUUUGGUGCGCCAAGAUAUACACGUAUAAACCGGUUCAGGUGCAUCAUAGCAAGGAAGUCAAUAGUCCGGUUAAAGAGGAAUUACAGUUAUCUAGUAAGAGUUUAGUUGAUGCAUAAGUCUUAGGGUGUGUGUAAUGUAAAUUCAAUGCUAGUUGUUGUCUGCACGAUCCUAGUCUUCAGUAACAAUCUAGUCGAUAAAAUGUAAGCAAAAAAUACUUGAAGCCUUGGAUUGUGAGAAGGGAAAGUUCAUGGGAGCUUCUGUAUUCGGCUCUUAGGUAAGCUUUUGACUGCCUACUAAUGUCAAGAUAAUCACCAGCUUGAGUAAUAUUUGUAGGGUGUUUCCUCUUGUGUUCACACAUUACCUAAUGGGCAUCUGCUCAAUGUGAUUCUGGCUUUUAGAUUAUUGUCAUUCGCAAGUUCUUUUUUUGGAAUAUAGAUUUAACUUGUCAUGGCAUCCAGAUUUCUUUUCUACACGUACGUGUGACAGUGGACAUAGAGUUUUAAUUCAAUACAUAGAGCAAGUUUCUGAUGGAAAAGAGAGUACGUACGUUACGUAAUAGCAUUACCUCGCUAGGGUUUUAGACUUUUAGUUAAACGUUGGGUUGUUUUAUUAGAAUUAGUUAUUUUCUUCAUUUCUCUUUAGCAUAGAGAUGAUAUUUGUUUUCUUUUUGGUGUGGUGGGAUUUUCUUUUCAUGCAACCGAUGUAUUAUCAAAUA